Messenger RNA from Lentinula edodes (shiitake mushroom), 921 nucleotides. RefSeq lists its product as uncharacterized. Bases 179 to 679 code for a protein of 166 amino acids. NCBI's taxonomy places the organism in Eukaryota, Fungi, Basidiomycota, Agaricomycetes, Agaricales, Omphalotaceae. The transcript is spliced from 3 exons. The record is from RefSeq and is a predicted model, not a curated record.
UCGAGGUACAUAGAGAUCUUUGACUUGCAACUUCAAGAGACGAUGAGGUCGCGAGGGCAAGCAGCCAAGCAGUGCGGCCAUUAAUUGCGGCACUGUCCACAGCAGCCACUGCGGCAAGUUACACGUUUUGCUCGUGUGGCAGCACAACAUCACAAAGCACAUUCUGGCAGGUCCAAAUAUGCCCGACGAAUAUCAGACAAUUCCUGCCACCAUUAUCUGGUUUCAUUACAUCUCCUUAUUAACGAGUAUUUCCAUCGUUGUCAUGUCCAUUUUCGACUACGGGACCUUAUCACUUUACAUGAAUCCGCUCGUAGGACUGCUGACGAUUUUCUUCCAUGCGUCGUUAAUCAUCCUCACACACAAAAGGCCAGAACUCAAGGGGAUGCUUUCAGUAGAAGCUGUUGUGUUCGCCUAUCUUUUAUCCCUAAGCUGGCUAGCCUGCUUUGUCGUGAUGGUCUAUGUUGCCUGGAAGAGCCAAGGAAGAUCACCGCAGCUCUUCGGGAUGGACGAAGCCUUCUUGACCGCCAUCGACAACGCAACGCAACGGCUGCAGUUUAUGUGCACUUCGUUGGAAUUUGGUCUGCUGGGAGAUUUGGCUGUGCGAAGUACGUGGGCGAGGCGAUCUGAAUUCGAGGAUUGUGCGGGAAAGGAUUACGACCAUUAUAGUGUUAGGUAUUGAUUGCAUAUCUGGGCCUACAAUCAAUGGGAAUGGAGGAUAUAAUACCAGAGAAGACUGAAAUUUCUUUUUUGUCGAGCAACUUGUGCUCACGAAGUGGAACUACCAGAUCCAUAAUCUAUUGUCCUUGGACUCACCGCUACGAAAUGCCGUGCUAACUUCCAGAUCAAGUCGUUCCUAGUCAUUCCCAGCCUACAGUCGCAAAAUUAAUUCAAAGAUAUUUCCCAACCUCUCCUAACUCACUU